AUGACUAUCCCAACGCAUUUCCACAUGCCUGGCGGCUUCAAUCGCGAGGGCGUUCACCCUGGCCUGUUCCGUCCGCCCAUGUCCCCAAGCCCGAGCACCAGCUACGGUUACGCCUCCCCAUACAGCACUGCGACACCCGAAGGGCAACCUGGAAAGCGCAAGCGGACCUGCCAUGACAUGCCACGAUCGCAAGACAUUCGCAUACACGAUGACGUCGAUAGGCACGGCUACUUUGGAUCACCCCUUUCUCAGAUAAGAAAUGACGACAUGCGUUAUCAGCUUGCUGGACAGCUCGAUACACCAAGCGCCGGCCCUUUUGAUACUCGUAUGCUCGACGAGAGCGUUUACUCGGAUUCAGACUAUCGUCGUGCGCUUGGCUCUAAUCGAACGCAGCACGAUAUCGAUCACAACGACGCUGGCCCGACACAACUCUUCAAUCUCCCUCCAAACCCAAUGCCUUCGCAAGGCUGGGGCAGUUUCGCAUUCUCGACUAUUGGCGGCGUCGUCGGCCGUGUAUGGGAGUUUUGUAAAACUGGUUCAUUUAGAGGAUUCCAAGCUGGUGGCGGCAAGGCUUAUGCGAUGAAUUCUGGCAGGGUAGAAGAGCUGGACCAGACACUGUUCGAAAGUCAUCAGUUCCCUGGACGAUUCCCACCGCCACAGGAAGACUACUUCAACCAUCAGUCCGAUAAUGCCGACCAUGAGAUGAACAGUGGCGCAUCUACACCCACAGCACCGCACCCGAAAAGAAGACACACUGAUAAUAAGGAUGAACUUGGCAGGAAUUGGGUCAUGGUGAGUGAUGAGAAACCAGCUGAGCCAGAGCCUGUACCCAAGCCCACUCCUCAACUGCGACGUCCGUCUUGCUAUGCGACCCCUCGAAACCGGAACUCGGGUCCCUCAAUGACAACAGGUCGACGCAUCAGCGCUACUCCGUCAUCUCGAUUUUCAUCGGCCUCUACUCCUGGUCAGCGACGAUCAACCAUCAACCGACCUUCGAGCCGAUUAUCAGUUGGCCCCUCCCCUUCGGCCCCUUCCCCUCGCGCAGCAUCAACCGCCUCUUUCGCCUCUUUUACUUCCUUCGGGUCCCCUCGUGAGGCAACUCCAAGCAAGAUUCCCCAACCUAGUCGUCGCCGAACCGCAGCUGCACCAUCGCCGAUAACCAAGGCAUCUUCACACCGCCGGUCUCAUAGUAAUGCCUCAGUAGCGUCAGGACGUGGAGGGUCCGCCGAAGCCAGUCCCCGUCUCACUGCAGAAGCCAAGCAUCUCGCAGCCCGCCGUAAGAUGGAAGAACGAGAUGCAGAUGUGCGGAUCAACGCUUUUAAUAAGCAAUUACAGGAUAUGAUUCGCCAGGGCAGAGAAGCGUUGGGCACGACGAUAGAAGUGGAAGGUAACUGGGAUGAUGACUUGUGA
Messenger RNA from Fusarium venenatum, 1410 nucleotides. RefSeq lists its product as uncharacterized. The record is from RefSeq and is a predicted model, not a curated record. Lineage: Eukaryota; Fungi; Ascomycota; Sordariomycetes; Hypocreales; Nectriaceae.